This is a messenger RNA of Mus pahari (shrew mouse), 8866 nucleotides long. RefSeq names its product zinc finger and BTB domain containing 44 (gene Zbtb44). The record is from RefSeq and is a predicted model, not a curated record. Gene Ontology annotation, molecular function: protein binding. The coding region runs from base 362 to 2212 and encodes 616 amino acids. NCBI's taxonomy places the organism in Eukaryota, Metazoa, Chordata, Mammalia, Rodentia, Muridae. The transcript is spliced from 6 exons.
GGCGCUCUCCUCCUCGCGCCUCGCACUCUCGCACCUCGCGGCCACGCGGGGGAGCGGCGCCGCCAUGCGCGCCCAGUCCCAGGCUGCACACUGGCCUAGGCGCGGCGGCCCGAGAUAGGGUCCCCUGAGCCUCCCGGGGGAGGAGAGGAGCCAGUCGCGCGCUCCGCCCCCUCCCCCCGGGUUGCCGCCGCCGCCACCGCCACCGCCACCGCCACCUCCACCACCGCCACCUCGCCGCCCCAGCCUGGCGGGGAAGAGGAGGAGCAGUUGCAGGCCUCCGGGCCCCCCGCACCGCCGCCCGCAGGAUAAUUCUGAUUCAUUGCAUCCUUGAAGAGCAUCAAUAGAAGAAGGGGAAAAAAAGAUGGGUGUGAAAACAUUUACUCACAGCUCCUCUUCCCACAGCCAGGAAAUGCUGGGGAAACUAAAUAUGCUGCGAAAUGAUGGACAUUUUUGUGAUAUCACUAUUCGUGUCCAGGACAAAAUCUUCCGGGCUCACAAGGUGGUACUAGCAGCCUGCAGCGAUUUCUUUCGAACCAAACUUGUCGGCCAAACAGAAGAUGAGAACAAAAAUGUGUUGGAUCUGCAUCAUGUUACAGUGACUGGCUUUAUACCUCUUUUAGAAUACGCUUACACAGCCACUCUGUCAAUUAACACAGAAAAUAUUAUUGAUGUUCUAGCGGCAGCCAGCUAUAUGCAAAUGUUUAGUGUUGCUAGUACAUGCUCAGAGUUCAUGAAAUCAAGUAUUUUGUGGAAUACACCUAAUAGCCAACCAGAAAAGGGUCUAGAUGCUGGGCAAGAAAAUAGCUCCAACUGCAAUUUUACUUCUCGAGAUGGAAGCAUUUCUCCAGUGUCUUCAGAGUGCAGUGCUGUCGAGAGGACCAUUCCUGUCUGCCGAGAGUCCCGAAGAAAACGCAAAAGCUACAUUGUUAUGUCUCCCGAGAGUCCUGUAAAAUGUAGCACACAAACAAGUUCCCCCCAGGUAUUGAAUUCUUCAGCUUCCUAUGCAGAAAAUAGAAAUCAGACAGUUGACUCUUCUUUAUCUUUUCCUUGGACUUUCCCUUUUGGAAUAGAUCGAAGGAUUCAGCCUGAGAAAGCAAAGCAGGCAGAAAAUGCCCGGACUUUAGAAUUGCCUGGCCCAUCUGAGGCAGGUCGAAGAACGGCUGACUAUGUGACGUGUGAAAGCACAAAACCCACCUUGCCUCUAGGUACAGAAGAUGAUGUCCGGGUCAAGGUAGAAAGAUUAAGUGAUGAGGAGGUCCAUGAGGAAGUGUCCCAGCCUGUUAGUGCAUCUCAGAGCUCACUGAGUGAUCAGCAGACAGUGCCCGGAAGUGAACCAGUUCAAGAGGACCUUCUGAUUAGUCCACAGUCUUCCUCUAUAGGCUCAGUAGAUGAAGGAGUCACUGAAGGAUUGCCUACGCUUCAGAGCACUUCUAGCACCAAUGCUCAUGCAGAUGACGAUGACAGAUUGGAAAAUGUUCAAUAUCCCUAUCAACUCUACAUUGCUCCUUCUACCAGCAGUACAGAGCGGCCAAGUCCAAAUGGUCCAGACAGACCGUUUCAGUGUCCAACCUGUGGGGUCCGCUUCACCCGUAUUCAGAAUCUAAAACAGCACAUGCUUAUCCACUCAGGAAUUAAACCAUUUCAGUGUGACUGCUGUGGAAAAAAGUUUACCAGGGCUUACUCGCUAAAGAUGCAUCGCCUAAAGCACGAAGGUAAACGCUGUUUCCGGUGCCAGAUAUGUAGUGCCACUUUCACUUCCUUCGGGGAGUAUAAACACCACAUGAGGGUUUCCCGGCACAUUAUCCGCAAGCCUCGGAUUUACGAGUGCAAAACAUGUGGCGCCAUGUUCACCAACUCUGGAAAUUUAAUCGUGCACCUGAGGAGUCUGAACCAUGAAGCAUCAGAGCUAGCAAACUACUUCCAGAGCAGUGAUUUCUUAGUACCGGACUACUUAAACCAGGAGCAAGAAGAGACCCUUGUUCAGUAUGAUCUUGGAGAACAUACUUUUGAAAGCAACUCUUCUGUUCAAAUGCCUGUGAUUUCACAGGUCUCCUCAACCCAGAAUUGUGAAAGCACUUUUCCCCUGGGGUCUCUUGGUGGGCUUGCAGAAAAGGAGGAGGAACUGCAUGAGCAGCCAAAGACCAGUGCUCCUGCAGAGGUGGCCAGGGAUGACCCCCCUAAGGCAGAGCUGUCUGCUAUAACUAUUGAGUAAUUCUGUCAUUGGCCUGGGGUUUGGUUUUUUGAAAAGUGCCUGUGCUUGGUCUCAUAUGUUUAAAUUUAAUUUAAUUUUCAAAGAAGGAUUCCCUUUGUAAGCCCUAAAACUGGAGGGUUCUAUGUUUUGUUUUGUUUUUUUCAUAGCUGAGAGAUUGCUUCUGUAUGUAUAUAAUAAGGUAACAUUGAAACAGAACAUAAACUUAAGGAAAAGCAGCUGACUUAGAACAUGGCAGUUCUUGUUCCCAUUGUUAAAAGUGGGCAGCAGCAGAUACAAAAGAACUCAGGCUGUGGUUGACCUUCCUGAGGUAAGAGGGCUAAGGAGAAGUUACUAAACAGUUUGACAAUGCCUAAGUAAAUGUGUACUCCUAAAUGCAGGGUAUUAGAAACCCUGUGGUUUUGGAAGUAUUUGUGGUAGGUUUGUUUUUGGUUUUGGUUUUGUUUUUUUCAGAUGAAGGUAAAUAACUUCUGAAAUCCAGUAUAUUCUUUUUUAAGCCAUUUUGAAUUCUCAUAGUGAAAAAUUGGUAUCAGGCAAGUAUUUCCUGUACCUUUAUAGUACCACUCCAGAGGCUAAGAGGUGUGGUUGAGAGGAGUCAGGCUGCACAUGGAAUGGCAGGGUGCAGAACGAGGUACGUAUACCCAGCUUUGCAGGAACUCUCUUUCUGGUCAUUGAAUGCUGACACCUGGCUAACUAGGGCAUUGCUCAGAGAAGUGUCCUCGUGUCCCACCAACAGCACAUUCACUUGCAUAUACUAUUGUGCUGCCAUAUAAAGGAAAAAUAGUGAAGAUAGUCUAUAUUUUAUAUAUAGGUUUAUGAAUUGUUGAGGAUGUCGAUGCUGUGCUGUUUUGGACAAAAUAAAAGAAUUCUGUUUUGAGGCUACAUUCUUAACCCAAUUAAGAUUGUUUACAAGAUCACAUAUGACAACAAUAUAAUGUCCUUAUUCCAAAAUAUUUUGAGGUAUUGCCAAGUUUGUUAAAAGCGGCUAUUCCAAUUUUCACGGGAUGUAAGCAAUAAUGUAAAAGAUAAGACGAGGUUGUGAAUGAUCAUCUGUGACUCAGACAUUGGAGGAGGGAUUGUUAAGACUAGAAUCUAGAAAGUUUGCUACUCAGACGGUAGCAUUUAUAGAUUGGGAUAUACUUUUUUACCUGCAGCCAUUAAAGCCUCUUUGAUCUGAAAUAUUCAUGAAGCCAUGAAUAAUGGACUUUUGUGUGAUUUUUAUAUAUAUAUAUAGAGAGAGAGAGAAAAUAGCCCCAAUGUUUAUCAUUAUGAUAGCCCCUGAUGGGGUUAGAAGAUAAAAACAACAUAUUUUUUGGUUGGUUUGUUUGUUUGUUUGGGUUUGGAUAUUCUCUUUUGCUUUGUGACAGGAUCAUAGGUAGUCCAGGUUGGUCCAGAACUCAUCAUCCUCUUGCCUCAAUUUCCCCACAACCUUUGCUACCAUUAUAUAUUAUAGACACACAUCACCACACCCAGAUCAGACUAUAGUCUUAGUCAAACACUUGAUCUGACUUAUUCCAAUGCCAAACCUUACUUACUUUUUAUAUUAUAGUAAUUUGUUUCUUUAAAAUUUAUUAAUUCUGCAAUUUCAUUUCUAUCUCUGUCCUUUUUUCUUCUUGAUACUGAGAAUUGCACCCAGGACUUUGUAUAUGAUGUGCACGUGCCCUGUCACUGGUUACAGCCCCACCCUUACUGAUUCCCAGUUGUUUUUUACCUGACUCACAGCUGAUUGCUCCCAAGCAUAGGUGGGUGGCUUUCAGAAAAACCAACUAGGAAAGACAGUCAUUUUUAUUUUAUUAUCAUACAUGAUCUUUGAAAACUGUGCCUAGUAAUAAAUAAAUCCUAAAACUCAUUAGAAUCCUAUUUUAGUAUGGUAAAUGAUCUUGGUUCUAAAUUGGGUUGUUUUGUCUUGUUUGUUUUUUUGUUUGGGGUUUUUUGUUUUGUUUUUCUUUUUUCUUUUUUUUUUUGUUAAGAGCUAGAAAAAAGGAAAAGGAAGAAAGAAAUGAGAAUAAAUCAGAGAUGAAUCGAUUUGAAGAAUUCUUUUGAGAUUGUUUUGGUUGAAAGUGUUGUGAGUCUACCCUAUCCUAAGAGUUGUGAGUUAGGACAGCCCUGGCAGCCUCCCUGGGAAGGACACGCCUCCCUGUGGAUUUUCCUCCCUAGUGGCAAAGCUUGUAGCCAAUACUAUGAAUAUACAAAUGGUUAGUUGCCUACUGCCCAAACAUUUUAAUAAAGUUACCUAACUAGUGUUUAAUAUAAAAUUAUACAAAGGCCUUUUUCUGUUCCAAUGAGACUACAUUUUUGAGGACAUUUUGUUUAUGGGUCUGUUAUAGGAAAUACAACUGCAAGAGAUAAUUGUAUAUAUAGUAAUAUUUAAAGUUUAUUUAAAGUUGAUUUAAGAGAGGAAUGCCUAGAUGUAUACUUUUCACCAGAACAUAUGGAAAACAUUGAAGAGAUGAAAGCCAGUUACAAUCCCAUCAUAGAAAUCACCAGGGUAACUAAACAGAGAAGCAUUCUUGUUUAGAAUAUUUAAAGGUAGCUAUCUUUUGUAAGGCCUACAAGGGUUCCUUUGUGAUAUUUAAAGGGCUUAAAUUUUUAGAAUGCUGGAUAAAUCACUUUUUAAAAAACUAAGCAUUUUAUAUAAGAAAAGCUUUGUUUCCAUUUUUUUUUCCAACUACCAGAUAGAUAGGAUGUGCUUUAGAAGUAAUGCUCUUACCGUGUUGUUAGGAGUUGUAGCUCCUCUUGUCAGUCUUUGCAUUUCCAAACUCUAGCCUUCAGAGUAUAAUGCCAAUAAAUCACUAACUCAAAAACAGAGAUUUGACAGUAACCUUUACUUUGUGCAUUUAAAUUUUUCAAGAAAUGGAUGUUAAUAUUCACUUCCCUUAACUGGCCAUUUUAAACAAUCCUAAGUUUUAUUUUGAGUUUAAUUUCAAGUUUAACCACAGUUCAUUAUAUUACUAGAUUUUAUUUUGGGUUUUUGAGGGGUGUUGUUGGGUUUUUUAAGUUCACAGUUUUGUUAAGACAAAAUGUUUAAGAGGUUUCAUUUCAUACUUAGGUUUGACCAUUUGAACUCCCGAUAAAUAGGAUCCAUGUUAAGAUAUAUUCCCUUUGUUAUUAAAAACAAAUGAACAAACAUGCUUGUGUUUGUUAAACUGUUUUACUAAGUAGAGUGAAGUAGUCAGGGCCUCUGAUUUGCUGAAUUACUGGUAACCUGGCUUCCUUCUAACUGCUGAGCUAGGCUCUCCUGUGUUAAAACUCAUCCUCGUUCUUUUGGAAGCUAUAUUAAGUCUUUCACUCCUUUAAAACAAAACAAAACAAAACAAAAACCUCUUAUUUCAUUCUCUUAGUUUAACUAAUAGAAGCCACUUAUGCAGAGAGCGUGUCCAUUUCAGGUUAUGCUUUAGUCUGUUAGCUUUGGAUUUCCUACAAGGUGCAUGACCAUACAACGUUAUGCAGAUGGCAGUUCUCUACCAGGGUCACAGAGAAUGAUUUCUUAGGAUGGCAAAUGAAUGGUCCUCAAUUUUAACUGAAGGGAUUUUGAUUUGUAGAUCUAAUGAACAGGCGAAUUGGAAACUUCCAUUGUACUGCAUCACUCAUCUGCCCCAAGGGCCUUCAAGCUCGGAAGUAUACAUCUGUGUGAAGAGUGAUUUUUUGAGUUCUUAACUAGGAGUGGGGGAAGGACCUAGGAAAGCUCACAUGGAGCAGACAGCCCAAAGGUAGGGGAGGAAGGUGGGUUUUCACUGUGAGUGUUAAGCGUUGACAUCAGGUGCCUUUUAUACUUUGAUAGUGGAAACCAGAAGGCAAUGGAACAGAAGUGAGGGAGUGGAGAGAUGUUAUUGUUGUAAACACAGCUACGAGGAAUAUUUAUAACUAAUACGUGUUUUAAAUAAGAUCAUUAAAAUUGAGAUUUCUUAUUUUGCUUAUACUAGUAUUCAUUCCUCUUUCGUUUUCGUCAGAAUGUGGUGACAUAGGAUAGUUUUUAUGUGAAAGUCAUCAGCAAAACAAAUUUACCAAAAUAUCAAUGGUUAACAUAAAUAAUGAAGUGGAAUCGAGCUAGUCCUCAGGCCGGUUAAGAAGUAAGCUAUAGAUGUUUCACUCUGGAUUAUACAUAAGUUGAGACUUUUGCUGCAGUCUAGAAACAUGAGCUAUUUUGAACACGGAAUGGUACCAGCCACUACCAGGAGUUAGACUGUUAGUAAUGUAUGCUGAAGUGAUGAGUGAGACACUUUCCCCAUACCAUAAUUCUAUUUUUAUAAUAGAAACAAUAGCUCAUGGCUUUGGAAGUAGUCACUGUAGAGUCAGACAGUGCUGCUGGAACCUUGCUUUGGCAGUGUCUGUUGCUUUAACGGCUUCUUCAGCUUUAGUAGUGCUCCCUCUGAGCAAGACCCACUCCGGUUCCAGCAGACACCAGGCUUCCUCUGUACAUAACAGCUUACAAAAAAAAUGUAGGAGUUCAGACCAUGAUUGAAAAAUAUUAGAAGUAAUGUUUGUAUUAAUUAAAAAUGAAAGAAAAAUUAAGUUUUUUAAGUGCCUAAUUUAUAAAAUUAAAUUCUUGUUUUCUAAGUUAUUAAGCUUUGUUAAGCCUAAAAGCCCUGGCUCAGUUGUGAUGAUUUACUAGUAAAAUCACCAAGAAUCAUUUGAGGAGCUAGAGUGUCAUGACUUUUACUGAAUUCCUUGUUUUCUCAAAUGCCAGUCUGACUACACCUAGUGGUAGAAAGGUCAUCCUGUGAAUGAGUGCUCAUUACCAAAGCGCAUCGCCUGCCUGCUGAGGAGUCAGCCUCUGGCUGUACCAGGAGAAGUGGUAGUGUUGGCUUCAAAAUGGGAAGCAUUUUCUGCAGUUCUGUUUUCCAGAGAGUCCCUUUUCUGUGAUUAGUGUGUGAGUGUUCUUCCUAUGGGUUUGUCAUGUUAGGUAGCAGUCCCCGGGUGACAGCUGGUAUGGAAGGUCUUAGAUACUGAGAAUGCAUUCCGGUUUUGAAGGUUGCACUGCUUUUCUGCCCUCUAGAGUGCGUGGCAUUGGGUAUUUAGAAGUGAGGUAAUAAACUUAUUAUUUUGUUUAUACAAAAUGAUGGCUUCUGAUGCUUAUAUAUGAAGGUAUUGCUUAAAGAAACAACAGUCUCUGGUAGGGUAAAAAUCUAGUUUUGACUCAAGUUCCAGUGAUGUGUUUAGUUUAUUGAUACUCCUGUUGCAUCAGCUAGAUAUUGCCAGCCUCUUUAUUAAGGCACCCUUGUGGCACCUUACGUUCAACUUGAAGGAUGGUAUGUGGCCUCUUUGUGCCUCUACUGUCUUUUCAAAAGCCAUUUUAUAAAAAUCUUAGGUAUUUUAAUAUUUAAAUAUAUAUAUAUUUGUGAGAGAUACUUUUAGAACGAACUUUUUUUUUUAACGUUAAAAUUCCUGUAUUCCCAUUUUUAAGAGUAAACUAAAGAUUUUCCAGGCAUAGGACUAUCUUUUUUCAGAACCAUGAUAAGAAAGUCAGAUUGAGGUAAUAAACCAGAGAGUUUGGUGAUAGGGAAAGAGAUGUCUGGUGAGGAGAAACAGAUUUAAAGGUGAAAACAAUUACUUUGAUGUAACAAAUUAACUUUUUAAAAAAGUGUGGUUUUGCUCCUGUGAUUUCGUAUUUGCUGCUAUAGUAGCUCACUAUUUUAUAGGGCUAAUAUAUAAAUCUGGCCCCAUUUAAAACUGAGGUCCUUUCUAAUACAAGCAGCCUAGAAAGAGACUACCCCACGGUCUGCCGGCCGGUGGCCAGGCGUUCCCGUAGCUGAUGCAUGCUUUACUAGUUGCCUGCGGCUGGCAGCACGGAGGUCAGCGAAGCUUCCUCCCUGCCGGGUAGAGCAUUGUAACUCAUGGGGACUGGCAUCUGGGAGACAGGCCAAAGAGGGAACUGCUGAGGAGAAAAUGUGGGAGCAGUUCCAGGGAGGGGUGUCCCCUGUUCUCCACCACUCUCCCACAACAGUACUACUCCAGCUGUGCCAGUCCCCACAUCACCAGCCUGGACCAGUUGUCAUCUCAUUCAAGUAUAGCUUUACUUGGUGACAGUGGCCAUAGCUAAAUUACUUGGCAUGUUUGACUUUCUACAAUGACAAAAAUGGUCUUAAAUUUUUGUUUUGAUUUCCUAAAAAAAAAAGAAAAAAAUGUACACAGUGUCAUAACUUCAUGUUUUAUAAACUAGUAUCUGGCUAUUAGUAUUUUACAGAAACCAUGGUUCUUGGUGACUACAUAAUAUAUAUAUAUAUAUAUUUUUGUGACUUUUUUGUAAACUAAGUGCCGUUUCAACGUUACAAUCAUUUUUAGAGUUAUUGUAAUCAAUGUGAAUAUCAUGUUUUUUCAAAUCUGUUCUGAGCCUAGUGUUUGCUUUGUGAACAUACGUAUAUUGUAUAUAUUCUGUAUAGUUAUACUGUACUGAAAUAUUAGCUUGUUUGAUAUGAGAAAAAGUAUGUAUUGAGUACCUUUUUGCUAGCCUGAUUGCUUAAUCUUUUUAAAAAAAAGGUUUAAAUUUUUUUUUAAUCUUUAAACUGGCCUUUAUCAAUGGUCACAAAUAAAGUUGCAGUUAGAAGGGAUGGACAGGGAGAAGUCAGUCUUGAGUGUCUUUGGAUAGAAACAUGAGACUAAGGUUUGUUUUUGUUUAGUUGUUUUUCUCAUUAAAGUAUCUUACCGAUGUUUUAUGAA